Messenger RNA from Dinoponera quadriceps, 1179 nucleotides. RefSeq lists its product as uncharacterized. The transcript is spliced from 3 exons. NCBI's taxonomy places the organism in Eukaryota, Metazoa, Arthropoda, Insecta, Hymenoptera, Formicidae. The record is from RefSeq and is a predicted model, not a curated record. Bases 95 to 394 code for a protein of 99 amino acids.
AUAUAGCGGCAGGGCCCCGGCGAAGUGACAUCAGUGAACCAUCGUCGGCUGUCAGCAUCACCGCGAGCUACUUCGAAAACACACCGCCGAGAAAAUGAGAACCUGCACGCUCGUCUUCGUCGCCCUCGCGGCUGUCCUCCUUUGCGCCGAGUAUGUCAGCGCGAUGGAGCUGUGUCCCCAGGAGAAUUGUCUCACCCCUGACAGGUGCGAGGAGCAUGUGAAGAGUCUAAAUGUUCAAUGCCUUGAACAGGGCACCACGUGCUGCAGCAUAGUUAAAAAGGAGUACCAAACUCAUUGCCGUCAUUUCGGCGGAGUGUGCAUGAACCGUUGCGCCCCCGUUCUGCAACAGAAUGCCGUCGACUGCGAGGGCCAAGUCUGCUGCGUUCUGGUUUAAAGGAUCACAGCGGCCGAGACACCAGCGGCGCCAGGCCGAAGCAUAAUCUCACUCCGAUUAACGACAAAACGGGAUCCUAAUAUAAUUUAAUCGUAGUUUAGAAUAUCGAGAAGAAGUCUUUCCAUUCAGUUUCACAACAGACAACGGUCGAAGAGCCGCGCAUUGUUGUCUGGAUUUUCCGCUGGAAAAUGCGUUCCUCUCUCGGAAGAGUUGAUUCACAUCCACCUUUGAUAUAUCACAUUACCGUACAAAUGCAAGAAGACUUAAUUGGAUUUGUAAUUAUGAUGAUGAUAAUUCCGCUCGCAAUUAUUAAUAUAAUCUCGCACGCGCGCACAAUGCAUUAUUGUAACGCCGGCCGAGAGAGGAAUCGUUUCAAAAAGUCUGCGUAAAAUAUCCGGAGAAAAUAUCUCACGGGGGAAUAAUGCGCAUCGAAUGUGAGAAUGCAAAUUAAUUAUGGACAAAAUUGCGCACACGGUGGCAUGUUGUCAAGAUAAACUUCACUUGCAAAGUACAAAUUAUCGCCACGUGAAAACGUUUGGAAGUUUCGCGAGUUUUAACGGGAGAACCGAAGGGACGCAACGACGAAGCCGACGGUGCGCGUGUCAAUUUCAAUGAAUUCUGCCGACGUGUUGUGUGUUGUUCCCGAAGUAAGCGACUUGUACGCGCACCGUGCAACGAUUAUGAUAUGUAUUACGACUUUAAGUGCGAUCGCAGCUACGUCUGCGGUGUAAUUGAGCUUUAAAUAUUUUUAAUAAAAUUCUCUCAUGGCGUUGUAGUUACCGAAA